AUGAGGAACUAUCUUUUCGCCGUUUCCCUCGCAGCGGCUAACCUAUUCCUGGCAGCCAAGGCGGCCCCGAUUGGCGAGAGUCCAAUCGAUGGGGCUAGAUCAGGCGCAACCGCUUUGGUCGUCUUCGGUGACAGCUGGUCGGACACGGGCAAUGCCUUCAAGCUCACAAGUGGCACCUGGCCCCGUCCUCAAGCCUACUACCAGGGCCGCUUUUCCAACGGCCCUAUCUGGGUAGACUCUCUCGCCAGCCGACUCCACACGACCGCAAAGUCAUAUGCGUAUGGUGGUGCUACCAGUGACAACAACACGGUAAAAGGCUACACUGGUCCCGACUCGACAGUGCUGGUUCCCAGCGUCAACCAGCAGGUUGCACAAUAUGUGGACUGGUUGAACGCUGGGACACAGGCCGCGGACGGUUCUAAUGAACUCACGGCGGAAGUCAGGGAACACAAGCUGAAAGCGACACAUAUCUUCUGGGCCGGGGCGAACGAUAUCUUCUUCGCCACAUUUGGCGGUCUGAACAUCACCGCUACCCAAGUCGUGUCCAACAUCGUUGCCUCGAUCGAAAACAUCUACAACGCAGGCGGGCGGAGGUUCCUUGUGAACACGUUGCCCCAAUUGGACCUCCUCCCGUUCUUCCAAACGGAAGCGACCAAGGGUUAUGCGCCGGUCUUCGCCAAAUUCACCACGGAAUACAACGCGGCCUUGAAAAAGGAGUAUCUGAGGCUCUCGCGGCAGAGACGCUCGUUGAGCAUCAAGCUGUUUGAUGCGCAUGCUUUCCUGCCUACUGUGCACGCAGCGGAGCGCAAAGCCCAGUGUUUGAACACCACGACACUGGUUGCUUGCAAGAAUCCGGCCGAUUACCUCUACUGGGAUGAGUACCACUUCACGACUGCCACCCACGCUCGCGUUGCUGAGGCGAUUGCGAAGAAGAUCUAG
Messenger RNA from Fimicolochytrium jonesii, 939 nucleotides. RefSeq names its product GDSL lipase/esterase. NCBI's taxonomy places the organism in Eukaryota, Fungi, Chytridiomycota, Chytridiomycetes, Spizellomycetales, Powellomycetaceae. Gene Ontology annotation, molecular function: hydrolase activity, acting on ester bonds. The transcript has a single exon. The coding region runs from base 1 to 939 and encodes 312 amino acids. The record is from RefSeq and is a predicted model, not a curated record.